AUGGCAUGUGUGGGUGUAUGUUUGUGCAUUGCUGGUGUGGUGCGCCUCCACUUCUCAGCAUCGCUUUGCCUGCGUGUGUUCGCACGCGCACGCACCCAGUCGGGAGGAAUGCCAGCUCCUGAGCAGAGCCCAGUGACGGAGGAGGGGCUUCUGCUGACCAUCCGCGACAGUUCAACUGGCCGCAACAUGGAGGCUGACAACACCGCCAACAACAUCCUGGCCUCCGUCAAAGAGCAGGAGCUUCAGUUCGAGCGGCUAACCAGGGAGCUGGAAGUGGAGAGGCAGAUUGUGGCCAAUCAGCUGGAAAGAUGCAGACUCGGAGCUGAGUCACCAGGCGCUGGUAGCAGCAGCUCCACCUCUCUGCCUGACUUUCUGCUCUGCCGUGUCUUCUCAGAUGCCUGUGCCUUGGGGGACACAAAGUCUCGGGUGACUGACAGCUCCCAGUCCCCGAGGUACCGCAUCAGGACGGAGUCAGAGCAGGUGUCUCUGUACUCCCCGGAGCAGUCCUCCCUUCAUGAAAGAUCUGGAGGGAAUUCGUGUAGCUCAGCUCAGAUGAACUCGUACUCGGACAGUGGUUACCAGGAUGCCAGCAGCAGCUACCUCAGCAGCCAGAACCUGGGCAAGGCUGAACUAAGGGUGCAGCAUUCCUUCCCCGGUACUGGCACGCUGAUGAGGAAUGCCAGGGCUGAGGGACAGGCUUCAGCCCAGGUCACAACAGCAGUGCCUGGCCGAGCUAUGCGAAGGGUCAGCUCAGUGCCUUCUCGCUCUCACUCGCCAGCCUACGCGAGCAGUAUGUCCCCCUCCCGUGGUUCCCUGCGUACCUCAGUUGGUAGUGCCUACGGCUCCCCCAUUGUUACAGAACCCAAACCCCUCUCCGCCAUCUAUUCUACAACAUUGCCCUCUGCCCAGCGAACCAGUACUACGGGCGGCGGCAGCAGUGGCUCACCCUACAAUACUCAGAAAAACUCCCCCGCUGCGCUGCGUCGCAUGGGCUCCACAAACUCUCGAUCUAGCCGCACCACCUCACCCUACCAGGCCUCAGCAGGGUCACCCUCGGGCCGCAUGGGCUCACCUCUGACGAUGGUCGACAACGUCAACCCUCCGCUGACUAAACAGCCUACUCACACUUCGUCUCCAGUCAGGGCUAGUAUGACUGCCGUGCCCCAGCACUACAGCUCCACUCUGCCCCGCUCCGUGCUCCACAACACCGACCCCUACGGACCCCAGAGUUACGACAUUUACGAGAGAAUGACGCGACCUGACAGCCUCGCAGGAUCUAGCCGCACCACCUCACCCUACCAGGCCUCAGCAGGGUCACCCUCGGGCCGCAUGGGCUCACCUCUGACGAUGGUCGACAACGUCAACCCUCCGCUGACUAAACAGCCUACUCACACUUCGUCUCCAGUCAGGGCUAGUAUGACUGCCGUGCCCCAGCACUACAGCUCCACUCUGCCCCGCUCCGUGCUCCACAACACCGACCCCUACGGACCCCAGAGUUACGACAUUUACGAGAGAAUGACGCGACCUGACAGCCUCGCAGAUGCCCUCGUUGAUGGUGACGUACAAGGAAUACGGAGCUCUUACACCAGUCAGCACAGCCAGCUGGCCCCGGACUUAAGGUCAACCAUCUCCCCAGACCGCCACAUUGCACCAAUCUAUGAGGAUCGGACGUACAAGGGCCCGUUGUAUCGCAGUCCCAGCCACACCCACCAGAGCACGCUCUACAGGAGCACAUCAGGUGUGGGCAGUCUGCAAAGGUCGUCUAGCCAGCGAAGUGCCAUGACCUACCAAAGAAACAAUUAUACUCUUAACACAUCAGCCACCUAUGCUGAUCCCUAUCGCUCAGCACAGUACCGGCCUUCCGAUCCCAAUUACACCCGCCAGGCUGUUGUCGUGGAUGAUGGUGCCGCCCGCUCUCCUUCCAUAGACAGCAUUCAGAAGGAUCCGAGAGAGUUCGCGUGGCGUGACCCAGAGCUAACAGAGGUGAUUCACAUGCUGCAGCACCACUUCCCAUCAGUGCAGGCCAAUGCAGCUGCCUACCUGCAACACCUGUGCUUUGGUGAUAAUCGAGUCAAGAAUGAGGUGUGUCGACUGGGAGGGAUUAAACACCUGGUGGACCUGCUAGACCACAAAGUCCUUGAAGUCCAGAGGAACUCCUGUGGCGCUCUGAGGAACCUCGUGUAUGGCAAAACUAUGGAUGACAACAAGAUCGCUGUUAGGAACGCCGGGGGUAUCCCAGCACUGCUCCGUCUCCUUAGAAAGACUGUGGAUGCGGAAGUGAGGGAGCUUGUGACAGAAAGCCUGAUGUGUGUAAUUGGUAGUGCAGACCCUAGGAACAAGAGUAAUUUGAAAAGGAACCUGAGUUCAGCUGGUGAGGAGGCCAGGAAACAGAUGCGCACUUGUGAGGGCUUGAUUGACUCACUGCUCUAUGUCAUCAAAGCCUGCGUAAACACCUCUGACUUCGACAGCAAGAUUGUGGAGAAUUGUAUUUGCACUCUAAGGAACCUGUCAUAUCGUCUGGAGCUGGAGAUGACAGCACCCAGACUGAUAGAGGGGCAGGAAGUGGAUGGCUUACUGGCCAGAGAAUCUCCCAGUAAAGAGGUGGAUUCCAGCUGUUGGGGCAGAAAGAAAAAGAAGAAGAAAAACAGCCUUCAGGAAGACACAUGGGACGGUGUGGGGCCCAUACCUGGCUUCUCCAAGUCUCCCAAGGGUGCAGAAAUGCUUUGGCAUCCUUCGGUGGUUAAGCCUUACUUGACUCUGUUGGCUGAGAGUUCCAAUCCUGCAACUCUGGAGGGAGCAGCCGGGUCUCUUCAGAACCUGUCAGCUGGCAACUGGAAGUUUGCAGCAUACAUCCGUGCAGCAGUGCGAAAGGAGAAAGGACUGCCCAUCCUGGUGGAGCUGCUUCGGAUGGAUAACGACAGGGUGGUGUGUUCAGUUGCCACUGCUCUGAGAAACAUGGCACUGGAUGUCAGGAACAAGGAGCUCAUAGGGAAGUACGCAAUGAGGGACCUGGUCAACCGUCUCCCUGGGGGGAACACCACCCUGCUGUCGGACGAGACCGUGGCAGCCAUCUGUUGCACCCUGCACGAGGUCACCAGCAAAAACAUGGAGAAUGCAAAGGCUCUCGCUGACACGGGCGGCAUCGAGAAGCUGGUCAACAUAACCAAGGGCAGAGGAGACAGGAGUCAAUUUUCUAAUUACCAAGGAGACAACAGUAUUCAUAAAAAACAGUAUACAGGGUCUGGAAAGCCGUCUCCGUAUUACUACUCAUCACCCACAACAGAGGAGCCCCGAAGAACACAGCCUCUGUAUUAUUCAGAUGAGCUGAGCAGGAGAAACUACGAUACAUACAGAAUGUACCUGCAGCACCCACACGGCUACGACGACUCGUAUUUGGAGGAGGUCAUCACGUACCCUCCCACCUUCAGCUCCCAGCCUCAUGGACUGAAAUCCACCUGUAACUACGUGGACUAUUACGCUACCACACGGACGCCUUCGUUCAGGGCAGAGCAGUACCCCGGCUCUCCAGACUCCUGGGUAUAGGUCUGGAGGUGCUACCGUUUCACCAUCACUUCGGUUUGUGACUGGGGUGCGUCUUCACCCUGCAGCAGAGGCGAGGAACACACAGGAAAUGACAAACUUUUUUUUUUUCACGAACUUGGCUUCAUACAUGUUUGUUUUGUGGAUGUGUGUGUAUGGAGGAGAGUUCAACUGAGUGAUAACAGAUGGAAAGAUGGGAUGUGAGCCAAAGAAGGAAAUUAAGGAAUGUCUUUUUUUUUUUCUAAUUAUUUUUUAUUUAGAUGAGAAAGAUGGAAUCAUGCUGUGAGUCUGUUGAGAGCAGAUAUUGGGACACUACAGUGAGGAGACAUGCGUCCUACUAUGUCUAGAUGUUAGGUUAAUUUUUCUUUUUGAAACUCUUAGCUGUGAUAGCAUGGUGAAAGGUGUGAGUCAUGUAAACGAAGGUCCGCGGUAAGAGUCGAGACUGGAGGAAUAUGUAUGUGCUGAAGCCAAAAUGGAUCAUGAACUCAUAUCUGUUUAAAAAAUGAAUUAAAAAAAAAUAUAAAAUAAAAAAAAUAAUCAAAUGAAAAAUAGUUAACUAAUGAUGUUAGCUUGUACAGAGGGAUCAAAUUAUAUCUGUACUUAAUGUUGAAACUGUGUAAUGCCAUGGAGUCUUGUACAUUUUUUGUUUUAUUGUAAAUACAGAAAAAAAACAUGUUACCUGGUUUACACUCAACAGCACUGGUUGGAAAAAAAACAAAAAGAAACUUGUGCCAUGUUAGGUCUCUAAAGAUAUAUAAAUAUACAAAGAAAUAUGUGGACAAAGAUGGCAUCAUAACACAACAACGACAACGUAAUAAAAGGUCAAGUUUUGUUUUUUAAA
Messenger RNA from Neolamprologus brichardi, 4381 nucleotides. The record is from RefSeq and is a predicted model, not a curated record. NCBI's taxonomy places the organism in Eukaryota, Metazoa, Chordata, Actinopteri, Cichliformes, Cichlidae.